CAAAUGAUAAAUAAAGAAAAGUUCUGGUGAAAUUUUUUGUCGUGUAUUCAAUUAAAUAUGUUAAAAAAGAUGCAACAAAAGUUUUACUUUAUAAAUUAGUAUCUUGAACGUUGUUAAUUGUUUUCUUAACUUUUUCUUUCAACUGUGCAAGCAAAAUGGAAUUUAAGCCAAUUGUUACGUAUUCGGGCGCUGGGCCACUUUUCCGUUCAUUGGAAGCGCAUAUUGUGGCUUCAAUACCAUUGGAUACGUGUGAAUGGAAACGUUCGUAUGGUCGUCCAGUGAAAGAUAUCCAAUUGGAAGCAUCAUUUCAUCCGCUCAACGUGAAAUUGUUGGAUAAAUAUAAGUCGGGCGAAUGGAGCAUUAUUGAGCAUCCCAUUUUGCAUUUGUACGUAACUGAAUGCAAUGACAUCGAUACAUAUAAAAGUAAUGUUAAAGAGGACAUUGACAGUUGGCUGAAAAUGCUCAACACAUACGGAAUUACCGAUUGGAUGAUACUUGUUGUGGAAACAUUCGAUAUAAAGAAAACGAAAAAUAUUUUGCCCCGAACAACGGUGCUCGACAAAAUUCGUACCGAUUUCGCAUCGAAGAAUGGCGAUCGAUGCAUCUCUAUAUUGAAUCCAAUGAAAUAUGAAAUGAAAGCAACCGAAUCCUAUCGCUGUUUUUUGCAACGCAUACGACAUUUAAUGCUGUGCGGUUAUAAUCGUACGAUAAACAAAUAUGAAGAAUUGAUUCGUGCCAAUCGCGAGACACGCAAUCAAGAGGGAUGGUGUUUCAUUAAGUAUUUUUUGCUACAAGAAGAAUUGGCAUUCGUGCUACAAAUGUUGGGCUUACAUUCGGAGGCGUUAAUUCAAUACGACGAAUUGGAUGCAAUGUUCUCGCAGUUCAUAUUGAAUUCAAUGUAUGGCGAAAAACCAAAAUGGUUGGAAGUUUUCCAACGACCAUUCAGUUCAUUCCAUGGCAUUAAAAUGAAUAAUUCGCAAUUGAAAGAAGUGCGACGUAAAAUUGAAGAGAAAUCAAUAACAUUGCUGGAAUUUCGAAGUUAUUUAUUUGAACGACAAGCAGUAAUUCUUAAAGCGGCCGAAAAAACAUCCGAAAUUGCCGAACGAUUGUUGCCAUUUCUAUUUUCAACACUUCGUGAACUUGACGCACUUAAAAUAGAAAUGAUUGAUGGUGCUUUGGCAUGUUGGGAAUUUAUUUCUGCACUCGAAGUGUUGGAUGCUUGUGAAAUGGCCAUCGAAUCAAAUAACACGACCAACAUUUUCAAGUAUACCGCACCAAUAUGGAAUUUGGCCAAGGAUAAAUUAUAUGAAUUGGGUAAAUUGUGUGGAUUAUUGCCAGGCUUUACACCCACUUCGGAGCAAUUGCAUAUUGUUGUUCAGCUAUCGGCUGGAAUGGGUGAUAAUUUUGAAGAAACCGACCGAGCUGUUCUUGAUAAUAAAGCCAGUGAAGCACUUUUGGAGCAACAGCGAUCUAUGUCGCCAGGCCGUAAACCCAAAAAAUCGGCCACCGAACGUCUCCGAGAGGCGCUCGGUUCAAAUCAAGCAUUCGAAAAAUUGUAUUUGGAAUUUAGUGAAUUAGCUAUCAGCACAUACAAACAUGUUUCAAGACUUCGUUCGGCUCGUUUGGUUGGCUUGGAUUUGGGUAACUUCUAUUGCAAUCUCUCUGAGCCCAACAAAGCAGUCACAUUUUUUACUGAUUUGAUGCGUGAGUUAAAGGCCGAAAAUUGGAACAAUUUGGCCAGUCAAACAUUGUUAGAGUUGGCAAAUUGUUAUCGAAAAAUGGACGAUAUGACUGCAUAUACGAAGAUUUGCGCUGCAAUUGCUUGUAGCAAGCAACUAGAGACUCUGGUUCGACGUCAUUAUUUCGAUGAAUUUGUCAAGUCAAUUAAUUCGGUGCGAAUCAAAUUGGAUAUUAUCGAUAUUGAAAGUCACCAAAACGAUUGCAUCACAGCAUUAGAAGAUCAUUUCGAAAUACAAGACAUUCGAGUAACACAAAAUGGACCAAUUAUUCAGGACGAUAUUAUAACAGUAAAACUAAAGGUGGUCAGUAACUUUCCGAAAGAUAUUCUAGUAAAUAACAUUUCUGUUUCAUUUGAGUCAAACUCAAAACAGAGUGAAAACAUCCUUGAUGAUUUUAUAAGCAGUUCAAAAAUGCCAGUUUCAUCUUUUCUUGAUUACAAACAAGAUACAACAAUUAAUUGUGCAUCGGUUGUGUGUGAACUGAAGAGCAAACAACCAGUUCGAAGAUCGAGCAGUACACGUGGAAAAUCCACACUGACAGUUCGAAACGAUUUCACGAAUCAAGUUCAAGCCGAAAAUGUCAAAUUGAAACCCGGCGAAAAUACAAUUGAAUUGAAUGCCAAAGCAACUCGGGUUGGAUUAUGGAAUUUCAAACAGGUAUCAAUCUGCAUUGAAAAAUUGGAUUUUGUGUCGGGUGCGUUGCCAUUCAAAUGCGAUCGAUUCGAAAUCCAAACGAAAGCAGCAUCGGCUGUGUUGAGCUUCAAAAAUUUAGUUGCUGGCAUCGAGCAGCACGUUGAUUUAAUUGUGUCAAGCGGAAGUUUUAUAUUUCCAAAAGAGGCAACAAUAACGUUGAAGUGUUCAAAAUACUUGAAAAUACGAGAGACUGCUAGUGAGGAUGAGUCGAUGUUGACCGAUCAAUGCAAAGAUUUCAAAUCGGAAACAACAAUACGGCUGUAUGAUGUAAAACCUUUCCAAGAGCGUAAAAUUCCAUUAUCAGUGAUAUGUGAUUUGCUUGGACAACGCGAUGAGAAAUUGAUCGAACAAAAAAUUACAUUACAAUGUCCAUGGUCACGAAAUGAAGUCAACAUACCAUUAUCAUUUAUGCCGGCCAUGGUUGCAUCGUGUCGAUUACAUUCAUCUGGUACUCGAAAGUUCUUGCAGGUUAUGAUUAAAGGAGUUGAAUCUCAACUAGAACUUACAAAUAUAUCAAUGACAUGUGAUUCAAAUGGUGUCACUUUACACGACAACAAUCCAAAAUCGGUCAAAUCGUAUCAAUGCCAAAAGAAUUUGAUUGUUUCAUUAUUGUGGGAAAUUGAAGUGGAACCAUUACAAGCCGAAUGUCAAUUGAAACUUAUCAAAGUCAAUUUUUCUCUCGAUUAUGCUCAAUUAAAUGACAACGGUGAAACAUCGAAAUUGAAAAAAAGAUAUCACUGCAAAUUUGAUGUGACCGAUUAUGCAACAUUGUUUCGAAUUGAAGCCCGAUUAGAACCAGGUGAAUUGUGUCGUGUGGGUUCCGUAUAUAAUUUGAAUUUGAAAAUUAUUAAAGUCCAUUCGAGCCCCUACGUUGACCUGAUGUAUGAAGUUGUUCCGGAUCAAAAUCUAUGGGCGGUUGUGGGACGGACGGCUGGUGUUAUUUCCAUGGCAGAGCGUGAUGCACAAUCUGUAAUGGUUGAAGUUUUACCGCUUUCAGCUGGAUUUUUACCUCUGCCAAAUAUAAGAUUGUCGAAAUAUAUUUCGGCUGAAAAGAAUGAAAUCCAUCCAAAACUACAGCCAUUCCCUCCCGGUCAAAUUUACAAUGCAACAAAAAGCCUUCAAAUUCAUGUUUUGGCCACCGCAAACAAUGGCAAUUCGAAUGAAUAAAAUACAUUUAUUUAUAAAAUUAACUUUAAUCAUAUGAACAAAAU
Molecule: messenger RNA, 3643 nt
Organism: Contarinia nasturtii (swede midge)
Lineage: Eukaryota; Metazoa; Arthropoda; Insecta; Diptera; Cecidomyiidae
Gene: SIDL
Product: trafficking protein particle complex subunit 10
Exons: 6
Coding region: 156-3599 (1147 amino acids)
Biological process (GO): early endosome to Golgi transport; intra-Golgi vesicle-mediated transport
Cellular component (GO): TRAPPII protein complex
Source: RefSeq, a predicted model, not a curated record